Messenger RNA from Homalodisca vitripennis (glassy-winged sharpshooter), 1338 nucleotides. RefSeq lists its product as uncharacterized. Lineage: Eukaryota; Metazoa; Arthropoda; Insecta; Hemiptera; Cicadellidae. Gene Ontology annotation, molecular function: DNA binding. The record is from RefSeq and is a predicted model, not a curated record. Gene Ontology annotation, biological process: regulation of transcription by RNA polymerase II. Gene Ontology annotation, cellular component: nucleus; transcription regulator complex. Bases 265 to 1176 code for a protein of 303 amino acids. The transcript has 2 exons.
CGGCCUCCACUUGCGAUUUGUUGUCGCGCGAUUGUUUAGUCGCAAAAAUAGAACCUAUUGUUUUAAAUGCAGGCGCAUCCACAUGCGACAGAAAUGCGACUGCGAUUUAAAAAACGCAACUGGACCUAUUUUGACCGCGACGCGACUGUCGCGGAAAUAAAAUGAGUCACACGGACAGGCAUCGACAUGCAUCCACUGGCGAUUAUUUAGUCGCAUUUUUGACUGAGUACUGUCGAGCGGUGGCUGUUUGUUAACUAAAUAAAUAUGUCUGACAGUGAAACCUCUACUAGUAAAUUAGUAUUAUCAGUCAUUGAUACUGAUUUGCUAAUUAGUGAAGUAGAAAAGAGACCGGCUCUUUAUAAUAAACAAUUAAAAGAGUACAGUGACCGAAAUAUAAAAGAAAAACUGUGGACUGAAGUGUGUGGUAAAGUGAUAGAAAACUGGAAUGACCUUACAUCAAAAGAAAAGAAACAUAAAGGUACAGACGUUCAAAAAAAGUGGAAGAAUUUAAAGGACUGCUUUUUGAGGGAAAUUGCAGCACAACGAAAAACCACAUCAGGCCAAGGAGCAACAAAAAGAAGAAAGUAUAUCCAUUUUGAUGCGUUGCUGUUUUUGGUUCCCUUUGUAAAAGGAAGAGAAACUAUUAGUAAUAUCUCCCUCAAUGAAACGGAUGGAUAUGAACCAGAGCAACCACAUGAUACAUCUGAUGACAUUCAAGAAGGUAAUUCUACUGCAAGAUGCUCACUUGGCAUUAAUGCACAGACCGAGCGUGAAAGGCGUAAAAAUAGUAAGAAACAAAAUGCAAACUCAUAUGAGACAUCUUUAUUGAACAUUUUGAAAGCAAGACAAAGUGACGAGGGUAAUGAAGAUAAACACUUCGCUUUAAUGUUGGUUCCAAUGUUAGGAAAAUUAAAUGAAGAGCAAAAGCAUUAUGCUAAGAUAGAAAUUUUAAACGUCAUGAGGCAAGCUCGAAACAUUAAUCCACGCCCUGGUUACAUCAGCUCUUCCCAACAUACACAACAGCCACAGCAUAGCCAUUCUGCUUACGGACAUAAUUCUAACCAACCUGUGUAUCCACAAAAUACUGGGCCAAUGCAGAAUUUUUACAACGAUUUUGCAGGAAGUGUUUUGUCAUCACCCUCUGCAAGUGGAAGUGAUCUUUUUGAUUUAUCGUAACUCUUUUAAUGGGUAAACUACUAACCCUUAGUUAUUCCUAUAACAUUUGAUUUUUAUUAAUUUGUACUUGUGUUUUUUAAAAUGUUUUGAUUUAAUAAAGAGUUUUUAAUAGAUAAACAAAUAAGAUAAUUUGAUUUUCUGUAAUUAUUACUCACCUCAAAG